Molecule: messenger RNA, 2158 nt
Organism: Styela clava
Lineage: Eukaryota; Metazoa; Chordata; Ascidiacea; Stolidobranchia; Styelidae
Source: RefSeq, a predicted model, not a curated record
CAUAGGUGCAGUAAUAUCGCUAUGUCUAUUGUGCUUGAUACCUCCUGAUCCAGUGAAAGCAGACAGCCAACACAUGAUAUGCAAGACUGUUGAAAGUCUGCCUCAUUCAUGUCCACUCGGCCCAUCUGGUGAACGCGGUUUACCCGGGGAGAAAGGUGAGAAGGGCGAUUCUGGUAUCGUGAACUUCGACAAAAUCAACUCAACAAUACAAGAAAUGGUUCAAGCAGGUAUGGACAAAAUGGCGAACAUCCUGGAGAAAAGUAUAUUAGAGAAACUAAGAAAUCAAACAGAAAAUGAGUCGACCACAGAAAAUACUACUCCAGUAAUUGCGACCACUCAAGGGCUCUCAACUAAAGAAACUGAGACGACCACAGAAAAUACGACUCCAGUAAUUGCGACCACUCAAGGUCUCCCAACUAAAGAAUGUGGCUUUAUAUAUAAAUUGAAAUGUUUCCGAGCGAUCGUAUAUGACACGCGGAACGUCUCAUUAAGCGUCGCUGAAUCUAUUUGCAAAAACAAACUUGCUAACAUUUAUGACAUCACACACUACCAACUGCUCCGAGAUUAUUUACGACCAAUGAUUCCUGAUUGGUGGCCAAGGAUUGGGAUUCGUACGGGAAUGACUUACAAGAACGGUCAGAAAUAUUCAACGACGGGCCAACCUAUAUCUAUGCCACCCGAGGUUUGGUAUCCUGGUACUCCCCAUAUCGAUGCAUCGUACACAACUGUUGGUGUUGGUGUCAGUAGAGACCCGGAAUACGCAUAUCAAGGGGUUUAUAAUGUUCCUCCUCUCUUAGAAUCUCACGGAGCCGUAUGUGAAAAUGAAUUAUAACUUUGAAUGAUUGAUAAACAAAAAAUGUAGAAUUACUUGAGUUUAAAAUUGUUAUUCACAUUUGUAAUUUAACUUCAAUUUACCAUUUACACAGUUUAACUUACUUGAACAAGCACAAGUAGUAAAUAGAUCUUGCGUGAGGUAUAUAACUCUCACAUGGGAUAGCGACGGGGUGUAGAAUAACUACUAACGUGUUUGAAACGUUUAAUUUACUGAUACUUUUAGUUAAUGAGUGCUCAUCUUUAAAACGACAUGAUGAUAGAGUUUGCGUGAAAUCCUGAGACUUUCUAUGUUGUGUCACUGUGAACAAGGCUCUGUAUAUGCGGUCACUUACACCUGGAAAACCAAAAAUCGAAUAUUUUUGGCUUCUAGACCGAGCAGGGCUCGAAUCGAGAUACAUAGAACACCAUUGGCCAGGGAUACAUAGGUUAGAUUAUACUGUUUUGCUUUAGUAUAUUAUCUUUUUUUUUCUUUAUAUCUUUUUUAACGAUCGGAAACUUUUCAGAAUGUCAUAUCUUUACUAAAAUCACUUUGUUUGUCAUAAAAGUACUUUUGUUGAGGACAACCGCUUUUACUGACUGAAAUAUUUCAAUUGUGUAGACUGAGUUUUCAAUUGUGUUUUAUAUUUUGACACAUUUUUCAAUUUUUAUUAAAUUAAAGUUUCAUUAUGAGCUGGAGGAAUAUAAGAAAUUUAAGUUUUUCAAAAAGUUAUCAAAACUGAAAGCAAUUUACAACAUUGUCUUCGCUAUACAAUCAACCAGUUUUAUUAAUGACGCCCUUUUUUACAUUUUGUUUUUCUUGUGUGUGAAUUAUAGGAAUUGAUAUUUUUUAUUGUAUUUGUUCUGGCAUUUUAUAUGUUUAAAUUUUACUGGAUCACGCCAUUAAAUGGAAUAUUUUCCAAAAAAAUGAUUCCCGCUUAUUUGAUAGUUAAAAAAGCUUUCAAACAAUUUAAAAUAUAAGUGUGACCUGGACAAUAUAAGAAAAUGUUGAAAAUUCAUCAGAAUUGAAAAAAAUUACAGCUUUAUCUUUUCUUCAAAACAAGCAAAUUUUAUAUUUUGUAUUCCCUCCCCCCUCUCCCGGGCUCUCAAAGCAUGGCAAAAAAUCAAAUCAUUUGUUUCGUUUUUUAAUUUUCUUGGUGUGUGAAUUAUUGAGAUAUACAAAUUUUUCAUUAACCUCGCUCUUGUAUUUUAUUUGUUGGAUGAAUUUCUCAGAAUUUUUCGGCAAAAUUUACUUUCAGUAGGAGUUCAAUUUAUUUUUCACCAACUGAACUGAAAAAAUGAAAUUCAUCAAAAAUAUUGUGAACUUUCAAUGAUGAAUCUUAUUUGC